Messenger RNA from Piliocolobus tephrosceles (Ugandan red Colobus), 4670 nucleotides. It is a transcript of the gene LLGL2, whose product is annotated as LLGL scribble cell polarity complex component 2. Gene Ontology annotation, cellular component: plasma membrane; cortical actin cytoskeleton; cytoplasm. Bases 1067 to 4339 code for a protein of 1090 amino acids. Gene Ontology annotation, biological process: Golgi to plasma membrane transport; cortical actin cytoskeleton organization; regulation of establishment or maintenance of cell polarity. Gene Ontology annotation, molecular function: myosin II binding; GTPase activator activity. The transcript has 26 exons. NCBI's taxonomy places the organism in Eukaryota, Metazoa, Chordata, Mammalia, Primates, Cercopithecidae. The record is from RefSeq and is a predicted model, not a curated record.
UGCCCAGGCUGGUCUCGAACUCCUAGGUCCUAGAUCCUCCUGCCUCGACCUCCCAAAGUGCUGGGAUUACAGGCAUAAGCCACUGAGCUUGGCAAAGGACUUGGACUCUUAUUAACUGUUUGAGCUUGGGGCCACUCCUAAUCGAUCACUUCAUAAGUAAUUGGAAGAAUUAAAUGAGAUGGAUGUAAAGUGUUAAAGUCACAUCCAACCAUAGCUAGCUCUCAAUACCUUUUACUACUUAACAGCAGCGGGGACGACAGUCCUCUGGUCAUGCCCCCAUUCCCUCUGGUUUGUGUUCCCCUAGAUCCCACUCCACGGAACUGCCCUUCAGCCAAGGUUUGGUUGCUAAGCUGCUGGCCAGGGACCUGCCUAGUACUUCUGGGAGAUUGGGCUUCCCAGGACUACAUGGGCACUUGCAAAGCGGCCACAGGCAUCUGAGUUGGCACAGAUGCCGCAGGGGUCAGCAGCUGCCUCUGUGGUUUAGAUCCCUACCCACCACUACCAUCAGAGUAGGAGGUGCAGGGGCGGAUUCACAUCCGUCAAACAGGAGGCCGCAGCCACACUCAGGCCUCACACAGGAUGUUGCAGAGGGGAAGGCAGCUUCUUAAUCAGCAGCCGGCUGUGGGGAGCACGAGCGGAGAGGAGAGCAUGGGACGUCAGGCGGCACGCCCUGAGAGCAGGCAGCUGGCACUGGGUGCGGCCCGUGGCCGUCUCUGGUUUGGGCUGGGUCUGGAGUCCUGCCGCUGGGUGUGGACUCUCCCAGCAGAUCAAUGAGAUCAAUGGAACUUCCCGAGCUAUGGAGGGAGCUUCUUGAGGGCUGGCCCCUCCCACAUCUCCAGGCCAGAGGGCUGGCUCGGCUUGGCCAAGCCUUGGUCUCACAGGGACAAAUUAGCCCAGGUGCCCCAAACAGUGACAGGGCGGGAGAGGCAGUCUGACCUGGGAAUCCCCUCUCCUCUCUGGGGCACAAUCACAUCUGCCGCUUAGAGCAAGGGGGGCCCCAGGCAAGACCAGCCCUGUGCAGUUAUUCUCCCUCUGCCUCCACUGGUCUCUUUCCCGAGCUCUUGAGAUGGAAGGCGGGCCAGGGUGUGGAUUUUCUGGCCUCUCACCACGUGGAGAGCGCUCCUGUCCUUUGCAGGUCUCCAGUGGGGGCUGCAGACUAAGCAAAAUGAGGCGGUUCCUGAGGCCAGGGCACGACCCUGUGCGGGAGAGGCUCAAGCGGGACCUGUUCCAGUUUAACAAGACGGUGGAGCAUGGCUUCCCACACCAGCCAAGCGCCCUCGGCUACAGCCCGUCCCUGCGCGUCCUGGCCAUCGGCACCCGUUCUGGAGCCAUCAAGCUCUAUGGAGCCCCGGGCGUGGAGUUCAUGGGGCUGCACCGGGAGAACAACGCAGUGACGCAGAUCCACCUCCUGCCCGGCCAGUGCCAGCUGGUCACCCUGCUGGAUGACAACAGCCUGCACCUUUGGAGCCUGAAGGUCAAGGGCGGAGCAUCGGAGCUGCAGGAGGAUGAGAGCUUCACACUGCGUGGCCCCCCAGGGGCUGCCCCCAGUGCCACACAGAUCACCGUGGUCCUGCCCCAUUCCUCAUGCGAACUGCUCUACCUGGGCACCGAGAGCGGCAACGUGUUUGUGGUGCAGCUGCCAGCUUUUCGCGCGCUGGAGGACCGGACCAUCAGCUCGGACGCAGUACUGCAGCGGUUGCCAGAGGAGGCCCGCCACCGGCGGGUGUUCGAGAUGGUGGAGGCGCUGCAGGAGCACCCUCGAGACCCCAACCAGAUCCUCAUCGGCUACAGCCGAGGUCUUGUUGUCAUCUGGGACCUGCAAGGCAGCCGUGUGCUCUACCACUUCCUCAGCAGCCAGCAACUGGAGAACAUCUGGUGGCAGCGGGACGGCCGCCUACUCGUCAGCUGUCACUCCGAUGGCAGCUACUGCCAGUGGCCCGUGUCCAGCGACGCCCAGCAACCAGAGCCCCUCUGCAGCCUCGUGCCUUACGGUCCCUUUCCUUGCAAAGCGAUUACCAAAAUCCUCUGGCUGACCACUAGGCAGGGGUUGCCCUUCACCAUCUUCCAGGGCGGCAUGCCACGGGCCAGCUAUGGGGACCGCCACUGCAUCUCAGUGAUCCACGAUGGCCAGCAGACGGCCUUCGACUUCACCUCCCGUGUCAUCGACUUUACUGUCCUCACAGAGGCGGACCCUGCAGCCGCCUUUGACGACCCCUAUGCCCUGGUGGUGCUGGCUGAGGAGGAGCUGGUGGUGAUUGACCUGCAGACAGCAGGCUGGCCACCGGUCCAGCUGCCCUACCUGGCUUCCCUGCACUGUUCCGCCAUCACCUGCUCCCACCACGUCUCCAACAUCCCCCUGAAGCUGUGGGAGCGGAUCAUUGCCGCCGGCAGCCAGCAGAACGCACAUUUCUCCACCAUGGAGUGGCCAAUUGACGGUGGCACCAGCCUGACCCCAGCCCCACCCCAGAGGGAUGUGCUGCUCACAGGGCACGAGGAUGGCACGGUGCGGUUCUGGGAUGCCUCAGGUGUCUGCUUGCGGCUGCUGUACAAACUCAGCACAGUGCGCGUGUUCCUCACCGACACGGACCCCAACGAGAACCUCAGUGCCCAGGGCGAGGACGAGUGGCCCCCACUCCGCAAGGUGGGCUCCUUUGACCCCUACAGUGAUGACCCCCGGCUGGGCAUCCAGAAGAUCUUCCUAUGCAAGUACAGUGGCUACCUGGCUGUGGCAGGCACGGCAGGGCAGGUGCUGGUACUGGAACUGAAUGAUGAGGCAGCGGAGCAGGCCGUGGAGCAGGUGGAGGCCGACCUGCUGCAAGACCAAGAGGGCUACCGCUGGAAGGGGCACGAGCGCCUGGCAGCCCGCUCAGGGCCUGUGCGCUUUGAGCCUGGCUUUCAGCCCUUCGUGUUGGUACAGUGCCAGCCCCCAGCUGUGGUCACCUCCUUGGCCCUGCACUCUGAGUGGCGGCUCUUGGCCUUCGGCACCAGCCAUGGCUUUGGCCUCUUUGACCACCAGCAGCGGCGGCAGGUCUUUGUUAAGUGCACGCUGCACCCCAGUGACCAGCUGGCCUUGGAGGGCCCAUUGUCCCGCGUCAAGUCCCUCAAGAAGUCCUUGCGUCAGUCAUUCCGCCGGAUGCGUCGGAGCCGGGUGUCCAGCCGGAAGCGGCGCCCGGCUGGCCCCCCGGGAGAGGUACAGGAGGGGAGCGCCAAGACUGAGCGGCCGGGCCUCCAGAACAUGGAGCUGGCACCUGUGCAGCGCAAGAUCGAGGCUCGCUCGGCAGAGGACUCCUUCACAGGCUUCGUCCGGACCCUGUACUUUGCUGACACCUACCUGAGGGACAAGAACCUUCCAGCCUCUCCCAGGAGGGAAAACCUGGGAGCAAGCCCUGGUUGCCCAGCUCCACCCGACUCCCACGCCAAGGGUCAGACACCCAAACAUGGCUUCUCGGCAGGCUCCCGCCACUGCCCCUCGCUGUGGGCUGGCACCAACGGGGGCACCAUCUAUGCCUUCUCCCUGCAUGUGCCCCCCGCUGAGCGGAGAAUGGAUGAGCCUGUGCGGGCAGAGCAGGCUAAGGAGAUCCAGCUGAUGCACCGGGCGCCGGUGGUGGGCAUCCUGGUGCUCGACGGACACAGCGUACCCCUUCCCGAGCCCCUCGAAGUGGCCCAUGAUCUGUCGAAGAGCCCUGACAUGCAGGGAAGCCACCAGCUGCUCGUUGUGUCGGAGGAGCAGUUCAAGGUGUUCACGCUGCCCAAGGUGAGUGCCAAGCUGAAGCUGAAGCUGACGGCCCUGGAGGGCUCAAGGGUGAGGCGGGUCAGCGUGGCCCACUUCGGCAGUCGUCGAGCUGAGGACUAUGGGGAGCACCACCUGGCAGUCCUCACCAAUCUGGGUGACAUCCAGGUGGUGUCGCUGCCACUGCUGAAGCCCCAGGUGCGCUACAGCUGCAUCCGCCGGGAGGACGUCAGUGGCAUCGCCUCCUGCAUCUUCACCAAAUAUGGCCAAGGCUUCUACCUGAUCUCACCCUCGGAGUUCGAGCGCUUCUCUCUCUCCACCAAGUGGCUGGUGGAGCCCCGGUGUCUGGUGGAUUCAGCAGAAACCAAGAACCACCGCCCUGGUAACGGGGCAGGCCCCAAGAAGGCCCCGAGCCGAGCCAGGAACUCAGGGACUCAGAGUGAUGGCGAGGAGAAGCAGCCCGGCUUGGUGAUGGAGCGCGCUCUGCUCAGUGAUGAGAGAGUCCUGAAGGAAAUCCAGAGCACACUGGAGGGAGACCGCGGGAGCCUCAACUGGCAUUCACGUCGAGCGGCCGUGGGGUGCAGCCUCAGCAAUGGCGGAGCAGAGUGAGUGGCUGAGCGUCCAGGCUGCACGAUGAGCACACACUACUACUGAUGGCCUUUUGGAGGCCCCUGCCCCAGCCGGAGAGGCCGGUGCACAGGGCCAUACCAGGGGAUAGGGGCGCCCCGGCUUCCACAAUGCAGCUGCUCCAGGCCUUGGGAGAGGAGAGGCCCCGGCCCCUGGGGCUGCCCUUCCCGGGCCUCGUCCGUCUGGGUCCUUUGGUCAAUGUUGCACAGUUUUUAUUGCCCCCAUCCCUUUUUGUAGUGGGCUGGGGUUUAAGUUAUACAUGUUAACUGCCUCUGGGUGAAAAAGUUUUUAAUAAACACCUAUUACCUCUUCA